GUGGGGGGGUGUGUGGUGCUCUCUCCACUUAUGUCUCCCCUGAUCUAACUCCUCUCUUGCCAUUUCUACCUCUCUCUCUCUCUAGAAAUCUCCCAUUUUUAGCCCUCCCCACCACCACUUUCUCUCUCCUCUCUUCCUUUUCCGCUUUCCCUAACCUGCUAAGCUCAAUUCUCUCUCUCUCUCUCUCUCUCUCUGUGGGGGUUGGUGGGUCUUUGUGUGUUUGGAUCGCCCCAAUGUUCUGUACUUUCUGUGCUUACUGAUCCUCUCUCCUUUAAGGUACGAACUUAGGGUUUCCCCUCCUUCCCAUUCACUACCCAUUUCUUCCGAUAACUCUCUUCGACAUUGCCCUUCUCCAUUGUUGCUGCUCUGUUCAUGGGGUAGCCCACUUUUAGGUGUUUCCCGGCUUCUCAGCUCAAUCUAAUAAGCAAAUCUGUUGCCGAUUCUGCUGCCAUAGAAGAGGAGAAGUCUACCUUCUGAGACCCAUCAGAUUUUUGUUGUGUUGCUGGUGGCAUUUUUCUGAUUGAAGUUUGAAGACAUGAGUCGAACGAAGACAGUUGAGAGUGAUGAGGGGUCGCUCUCCAAUGACCAGAUUGGUUCACCUUUGGUUGACAAAGGUAAGAGCGGAGGAACUUCUGAUGGAGGAGUAGUCCUGAAGAAAGGACCUUGGACCUCUGCUGAAGAUGCCAUUUUGGUGGACUAUGUCAAGAAACACGGGGAGGGGAACUGGAAUGCGGUCCAGAAGCACUCUGGGUUGUCACGCUGUGGCAAGAGCUGCCGGCUGCGCUGGGCAAACCACUUGAGGCCAAAUCUGAAGAAAGGAACAUUUUCAGCCGAGGAAGAGAGGCUGAUUGUUGAACUUCACGCCAAAAUGGGAAACAAGUGGGCACGUAUGGCUGCACAAUUGCCUGGUCGCACUGAUAAUGAGAUCAAGAACUAUUGGAAUACACGAAUCAAGAGACGCCAACGAGCUGGGUUACCCCUUUAUCCCGCAGAGCUAUGCAUGCGAGCAUCGCAGGAGGGCCAACAGGGUUCACGCUUUCAUGGAAUUAACAACGGAAAUCAAGGAUUCUUGCAGAGUGGCAGCCGCCAAAGUCCUGAUGUUAUGUUCGACAGUUUGAAGGCCAAUCAGGGAGUCUUAUCUUACGUUUCUGAACUUGCCGAUGUUUCUGGAAGCAGCUUGCUGAUGAAAAGUCUCGGGCCAACCCAAUUUGGUAGUCUAAUGCCGAGCACACUCCAUCGGCCGAAGCGUCUUAGAGAACCGGUGUCUCUUUAUGCUGGCUUCAGUGGCAAUUCAAAAGAUGUUUUCUCUUCUUUGCAUCCGUACGAGGAUGAUAACCGUGAGAAGCUUGGGCGAUCAUUUGGAUAUUCAUUUCCGAUUGAUCUCGAUCCUACUGAGAAGGACCCUCUGCCCUCUUUCGAUGUUGUUCAAGGCGGCCAUUCCUUUUCAAAUGGCAAUUCCUCUACUUCAAAGCCGACUCCAGAGGCUUUGAAGAUGGAGCUCCCUUCACUCCAAUAUUCUGAGACCGAUUUCGGUAGUAGCUGGGACACAUCUCCCUCUCCUCCGACUUUACUCGAAUCGGUAGACAGAUUUAUUCAGUCUCCUCCUAGAAGUGGGAAGAUUGAGGCUGAAUGUCACUCUCCGCGAAACAACGGGCUGCUGGAAACUCUAGUUUACGAGGCAAAGACAUUGAGCAGUGCCAAGAACCAGUCAUCUGACAAGAGCUCGAAUUCCUCUGCUCCGACUCCUGGGGAUAUCUGCAGUUCCUCCUUGGACGUUUGCAAGACCGAAUGGGAUGAGUAUGGUGAUCCCAUUUCUCCUUUGGGCCACUCUGCAACUUCCUUAUUCAAUGAGCACACUCCUAUGAGCGCCAGCGGAAGUUCACUGGACGAUCAACCACAUGCUGAUACCUUUCCAGUGUCGAACGUGAAAAAGGAGUCGUUCAACCACUUACAGGGCCCGGAGAGAGAGCAAGAAAUCCCGAUUCAGUGGGACUACAGCCGGCCUGAUGCUUUGCUUGCUUCUUCAGAUUGGUUUGGGUUGCAGUCUGGACCUUUCAAGGAACAAGCUCCCAUAUCCGACUCCAUAGCAACCCUCCUCGGGGACGAUCUCACAAGCGACUACAAGCAGACUGCUGAGGCUUAUGGAUCAUCAGACCAAGGAUGGGGGUUCGGAUCCUACGCAUGGAACAACAUGCCCGCUGUCUGUCAGAUGUCAGAAUUCCCUUGAGAAUGCCCUUUUUGUCAAACUAUUCGAAAGCGCCGUCUCUUGUUUUGGAUUCAUAAUUUGUUCGAGUGGGUUAUCCACUGGACCUGAACGAGACCUGGAUGAGACCGAAAAGGGUUUUGCUUGUGCAUUUCCAGUAUAAUCAUGUCUCUUUUAUGAACAUUGAUCUAGUCAGAGUCGCAGAGUCCAUCAGAAAUCAUCAAAUUACUUCUUGGUUC
Molecule: messenger RNA, 2442 nt
Organism: Punica granatum (pomegranate)
Lineage: Eukaryota; Viridiplantae; Streptophyta; Magnoliopsida; Myrtales; Lythraceae
Source: RefSeq, a predicted model, not a curated record